Messenger RNA from Carassius gibelio (silver crucian carp), 3322 nucleotides. RefSeq names its product nucleophosmin 1b (gene npm1b). The record is from RefSeq and is a predicted model, not a curated record. The transcript has 11 exons. The coding region runs from base 80 to 976 and encodes 298 amino acids. Gene Ontology annotation, biological process: chromatin remodeling; ribosomal small subunit biogenesis; ribosomal large subunit export from nucleus. Lineage: Eukaryota; Metazoa; Chordata; Actinopteri; Cypriniformes; Cyprinidae. Gene Ontology annotation, cellular component: nucleoplasm; ribonucleoprotein complex; centrosome. Gene Ontology annotation, molecular function: RNA binding; histone binding; chromatin binding.
CUAUGCAUUCUCAUUCGUCCAUUCAAAUGUCAAUCAACACGCCGGAACUACGAUUAACAGGACCCUCUGUGGCGCAAAAAUGGAGGAUAACAUUAAAGAUCUCAGCCGACCUCAGAUGUAUUUAUUUGGUUGCUCAUUGAAAGCUGAUAAGAAAGAGCACAGAGUUGAGGUGGAUGAGGAUGAGGCUGAACAUCAGCUGUCACUCAAGGCGGUGUGUUUGGGAGCUGAGGCGGAGGAUAAGUUCCACACCGUGGAGAUGGAGGGAUUGACUUACGACGGUAAAACGUCCAAAAUCACUCUUGCUGUACUGAAGCCGUCCGUUCUGCCUUCUCUCAGUCUGGGAGGUUUCGAGGUCACCCCUCCUGUGUCCUUUCGCCUGCAGUCCGGAGGGGGGCCGGUCUACAUCAGCGGUCAACAUUUCGUCAGUGUGAAGGAAUCAGAUGAUGAGGAUGAGGAAGAGGAGGAGAAUAAUACAUCACCAGUCAAGAGACCCUCCAACAUGACCCUUGCAAAAGUGCCUCAGAAAAAGUUGAAAAUGGACUCCGAUGAAGACGAGGAUGAGGAUAGUGAUGAAGACGAUGACGAUGAUGAUGAUGAUGAUGAUGAUGACGAUGACAAAGAGGUAAAGGCUGUUGGAAAGAGCCCCGUCAAAACCCCUCAAAAAUCCCCAGAGAAGAAGAAGAGUGCAGAUAAGCAGAACGGCUCUCCAGACAAGAAAGCUGGGACAUCAGAGAAGCCCCAAACACAGACACCACAGAAAGCAAAAGACAAGUCUGCAGCAGGGCCUUCUGGGAAGUCUCCCAGCACUCCCAGCCUCAGCGAGGUCAAAAGCAAACUUUCAUCAGCAGCUAAAGAGGGGAAGCCGCUUCCAAAGACGGAACAGAAGUUUGAGAACUACGCUAGAAGCUCUUUCAAGAUCUCUGAUAAACAAGUGAUCAAAGACCUUUGGAACUUUUUACAAUCACUAAAAAAGUAAUGGCUGCUCUGCGCUCCCCUUCCCUUCCCGUCCCGUCCCGGUGCAGCAGAAGUCUGGGCUGAGCCAGUAACGGCACUUCAGCUGUGCGAUCUGGCCUCUUCCCGUCUUAAAGCAAUCCGCCUGCUCUUCUUUCACUUUAAAGAUGGAUAGAGCAGAACGAACCCCAGCAAUGGCACAGAUAUCAUGCUUCAUGUUUUAUGUUUUUUUUUUAAUUAUGGAUUUUUUUGUCAAGUCCACAGUGGUUUCUUAGAAGAACAGUUAAGGCAGUUAUAAUUUUAAAAGCAAACUAAGGGUGAAUCUCUCUAAAUCUUAGCAAGAACUUGUGCAGGUCAUAUUUCAUCUCAAAAUUCAAAAGGAAUUAUAUUUUGCAUUAAAUAAAUUAAGCCUGUUUUGGACUAAACAAAUGUUUUUAAUUUGACUUAAACCCAUUUCCCCCAGUUAUCAUAAUGCACAAAAAAAAAAAAAAAAAAAAAAUGGGCGAAAAAUUUGAAGUAUUUCCACAUCAUGGAUUGACUUGUGUUAAAGAUUAUAAUUUAUGGUGAUUAAAACAUGGUAAUCAUGGUAAUUAAAAAAAAUAUACAGUAUGAAAUAAGUUUAAUUGUAUUAAUAAUCAUUAAUAAUAAUGUGGGGAAAAAGUGAUAUUAAUGCAAUAAUGUUAAUGGUCAUUAAAAUAGGCUUUGUUUUUUUUAAUUCAAAAUAUAAUUUCCUUUAUUUUCUUUUGGUAAAAUUUUAUCCUGGGUGUUUUUGUGAGCAUCACUCUUAAGAAAGAAAACCAAUGGUGCUGGUUAAUUAUAUAUAUAUAUAUAUAUAUAUAUAUAUAUAUAUAUAUAUAUAUAUAUAUAUAUAUAUAUAUAUAUAUAUAUAUAUAUAUAUAUAUAUAUAUUUUUUUUUUUUUUUUUUUUUUGUUUUUUUUUGUUUUGAGGCCAUUAAAAAAAGAAAGAGAAAAACAACACUUUUUCACUACCAGCCCAAGACCAAUUUGCUUCUUGUGUAUAUUUGAAACCAUAAUCACUGUAAAGCGCCCCCUUAAUUUCUUCAUAUGAAGAUGGCAGCUGAAGUGUAAUAAUGUUAAAGAUUCAGUCAGAUUCUGAGUGUUCCGUCUGAUUGAAGAUUCCGUCUAGUUCCCAGUAUUCUGUGCAGCCCUCAGGAUUCUGCCUUGCAGCAAUUCCAAAAGACCUUCAACGUUUAAACUUUACAAUUAUCUUAAGUGCUAUAGACUCUCCCAUAAAAAUCCUCUUGAGAAGCACGGCUAGAAUAUUAUACCUUGUUAAAAAAGACGAAUGUUAGUUCAUGGUUUAGGUCAUAAAAUAUGAAAAAAGUUUGUAGUUUAGUUGAUUUGACAAUUUAAAACCAUGUUUUCGCAAUUUUAUGUUUUUGUCAUAUCGGUUGUUUUAAUUUUAUUUUCACUAAGCUAUUUUAAUUUGUUAGUGCUAAUAGAUAAACCCUUAAAUGUAUGUAGGUGUUUUUUGAAAGCAGAAGAAUCAGUCCUUGAGCUGUUUUAAUUAGUUUUGUUCUGUGACAUUGGUGAUUUUUCUUUCCCUCCACGAAGUACAGUAUAUGCUGCAAAGAAGCAGUGCAUUUCAACUAAACUGUAUUGUUCUAUUAUGAUCAACAAAAUGGUUUAUAAUGCAUUUGCACAGUGCUGCUUGUUUUUUUUUUAUGUCAAUUUUAUUAGGAGCAAUUUGAUUUUGUUGCAUCAUUCUGCUCGCUUGCAAUGUUAGAUUGGUUUCCUCUCGGAUGGAAAUGGAAGUAAUCCAGCUUUAGUUAACCUCUGAAAUAAAUGUGAAUUAUAACCUUGUGAAGUUGCCUAAGCUCCACCUUUGGAUGAAGGUAACCAAGUGCACUGAUAUGGUGUUGUUGUGACUGCUAACAUCGAAGGCUGGAGGCGAGAAGUUUAGACUAACACAAGAAGUAUAUCGUGCACCUUUCUAAUCUGAAAUUGUUCGUGUAAUGCUUCAUGCAUAUGUAGGUUGCAUCACACAGUUGCGCCAUUCAGUAUCUUUUUAUUUUUGUGUCCAGCUAUAAUAAUUUCUUUUACAAAUAACGGGGGUGAAUUGAUUGAUUUAAUGCUUUAAUUGAUUGUUACACCUACAUAACCUCUGAAUGUUGAAUCAAAAGCAGCUCUGAUGAAGUAAAUGUUUAAUGAUGCUCUAAAUUAAUGUAACGCUCGCCAGCAAAGCAAAGACCAUACAGAGCCCAACUUUACAGUUUUGUUUGACCUCAGCAAUCAUUUCUCCUGCUCCUAAAAGUCUCCGACCUGUUCGUCCACCUGAGGUGUUCACCUGAUUGGCUUGUUUUCUGUUCAAUCACUGUCUGAAACAGAAAGAAUAAAAGUGUCAGCUGAAA